CGAUAUCAAGUCGUAACAGACGAGUGGUUAGUCUUGAUUAGUCCGCCCUUGUAUGCGCGAAAUGUGAAUCGCUAGGCGUCGGAAUGGAGGGCGUGAAGACUUUAGCAAUUCCGGACUCACUCUGCGAAGAACUGGGCGUAGCAGCAAAAUUAUUGCCUGGCGACAAAAUCGCAGCGUUCUCCUUUAACCUGCAGGAUGACAAAAAAAGAAAAGUACAGACUACUGAAGUAAAGUUACAUCACCUGAGACAAAAUAUUGUAUUAUUCCAUCCAGUUACAAGGAAGCUUAUAAAUGAAUCCAAUGGGGCAUUCUUGGCUGGUCAAAAAAUUGCAAAAAAGGAGAGUGCAAGUGAAGUAAGAUCCAGACUGCUGAAACUUAGCCGGCAGUACAGAUCUAUUAUCCGAGCAUGUCUUGAGGAUCUCCAAACUGAAGCAUCCAUUGUUACUGAUGAAGAAAAGGAUGUCUGCCUGCAUUUGGUUACUAUUUUCUACAACAUUGAAUUUUUGUGGCAUUUAAGUGAGAUUUUGUUCGUAGAUAUUAUACCAGGUGAUGCUGUGCUGCCCCAUCUGCUAGAAUGGGUGCGUUUCCAUUACUUUCACUAUGAGCGGCAAGCUGCAGCGAUGAUCACUACCAGUGGUCGUAGCAGCCCAGCAGAAACACAGGCAAAAUACUGGGAAACCUUGACGGGCCUCGUGCUGCAAGGUCGCACUGAUGCGGCUCGUGCUGUGCUGAAGCUUCACUCAGCUGCCAAUGGAGACGCCAUUUGUGCAGCAGAUGCAUUAUUCCAAACGAUGCCAGUGUACUCAGCUUAUGGUGGACUAUCAGUAACAGAAUUUAAUAUGACAUGGAAAUUCUGGCAAAAUGAACUGAAAUCCAAAAUUGAGUCGGGAAUAUUUGCUUCUAAACCAGAACUGGAACUUCUAAUGCAGGUGAUGGCUGGGGAACCAGAUGCUUUUGCAAAAGUACGGUCGCAGUGUGGUACCUGGUAUCAGUAUAUGGUUGCCUGGUUGCUGUAUACAGAACCUACUGUAAAAACAUUUGAUCUUUCUUUCCAUGCUUCAAAAUGUAUGACAGCAUUUGGUCAGUCAGAACUCAGAGAAGUUGAUCUGGUGCUUCUCGCUAUUUUGGAAUGUAAUGUGAACCAAGUGGUGAAACACAUUUCGGCCACAACAGAAAAUGGCUGGUUUGCUGCACAUUUGACAAAUUUACUUUUCCUUUCAUCGUUACAUCCAGUUCAAGGAAGUUUCCAACGGAAAAUACCAAGCGACCUACACGAACAGCUACUGCUGGAGUAUGGUGCAUUAUUAAUGAGCCAUCAGUCACUGUGGCAGGUUGGGGUUAGUUACUUAGACCACUGUAAAACAUAUGGACGUCACUACCUGGAACUUUUGCUGUCACAUGUUCCAAUUUCCAAUGAAUCCAAAGCUCUUCUUGUUGUCCAGGUUGCAAGGAAUCGAGGGCUCUUUGAAAUAGUGUCAUCUGUUAGCAGAGUGAUGGUGCGUCGGUGGUUAAGAUUGGGAAGAUGGGGAGCAGCAUUGACAUGGGCUCUGCGGUCACAAGAUUCUAAAAUGGCAUCAUAUCUUGCUGAUCAGUACCUACAAGAAUAUUGUGCAAAGGGAUCAUUUUCAUCUAUUGACAUACUUGAAAAUCUGGGAUCAAGCAUGCUACUAAGUGACCGUCUAACAUUCCUUGGCAAGUACUGCGAAUUUCAUCAGCUGUACCGAGCAGGUGACUUCAGAGAGGCUGCAACACUCUUGGUUUCUAUUAUGAUAUCAAAGCUUGCUCCAAAAUAUUUCUGGAUGACACUUCUGAUUGAUUCUUUGCCUCUUUUGGAGUCAAAUGACAUCAUUUUCACAUCAAGUGACACUUAUGGACUAAGCCAAUGCCUGGAAGAACUCUUGUUGGAAAAGGGCAUAGUCUCUCUGUCUACUUCAAGGUGUAAAAAGAGCCAAAAGUCUGUAAAUGAUGCAGAAAUGCCAGACAAAAUUAAUCUAAUAAGAGUAGCUCUAGCUCGCAAUCUUGCAAGAGCACUUAAUUACGAAGCAUGCCAUAUAGUAAAGAAAGAAGUUCCAGACAAAGAUGUGUUUUUAUUAUCAUGAAAGAUUUCUGUAAAACUUAUUCAUUUGUAAUUUUGGUACCAAUAAACAUCUGGCUGUGUGUGUGUAUAAGAA
Schistocerca nitens (vagrant locust) is the source of this 2171-nucleotide messenger RNA. RefSeq names its product nuclear pore complex protein Nup85 (gene Nup75). The record is from RefSeq and is a predicted model, not a curated record. The transcript is spliced from 12 exons. Gene Ontology annotation, biological process: mRNA export from nucleus; protein import into nucleus; positive regulation of DNA-templated transcription. The coding region runs from base 84 to 2099 and encodes 671 amino acids. Gene Ontology annotation, molecular function: structural constituent of nuclear pore. NCBI's taxonomy places the organism in Eukaryota, Metazoa, Arthropoda, Insecta, Orthoptera, Acrididae. Gene Ontology annotation, cellular component: nuclear pore outer ring.